Messenger RNA from Aspergillus wentii DTO 134E9, 3708 nucleotides. RefSeq lists its product as uncharacterized. The record is from RefSeq and is a predicted model, not a curated record. Bases 327 to 3638 code for a protein of 1103 amino acids. Lineage: Eukaryota; Fungi; Ascomycota; Eurotiomycetes; Eurotiales; Aspergillaceae. Gene Ontology annotation, molecular function: protein binding. The transcript is spliced from 6 exons.
CUCGAUCAGUCCGAAAGCAGUCAGAAGAGACCGGUCACAUGAUAACAUAUCACACGCAGUCACCUGACCGCCAGUUGGAGAACCAUGACAGCAUGGACGACCUUAUCAAGCACAUUCCUACAUCCAACAAUCCUGGCGGAUCCAAGUGCCGAUCUUUGCUCGUAUCUGAGGCCGUUCAACUGCCGGAAGCAUUCCAUGCCGAGGGCCAAUUGUCUUACAAAUUCCUUGAUUCGAGUCCCUUGGGGUUAGUCAAUUAAGACGCCUCCGGGAAAGAGUAUCACGAUACCCGGAGUAUCUUUCUAUGGGGAUACUAUACCUGAGACCAAAUGGAUAGGAAAUUUUGCUCAAUAUGUGGAAUUCCCAUUCGUUGCGCCUUACGUGAACCCACUGAGGGGAUGGAUUGGGAUGAAGAAGCACGAACCGUAAGAUAUUUUGAUUCACAAAAUACCUCAAUCCUUACCGGGAUUGGAUACCUGAACCCAGUUCAACCUGGAAUAAUCAAGUUCUUUGGACCACAGGAUCCAUCACAAUCAUAUCUAUCCCCUGAUGUUUUACUGGAUUCAUUUAGAAUAAGCUAUGAUGCUGAGGACGAGGCUUAUACCUUCGCAUUCCAUGAAGUCUGCUGGGGUGUCUUGCGGGAAAGGAUAUCUAGUAAUCCCUCGCACGUUAAGUCUCUGGCGACAGCAUUAUCUAACGUACGGUAUUGCUCAAGCAUUAGUCUCCUUCGAUCAGGAAAUGUAUAUGACGAUAAAGCAGAUUCUCUGCGCGAAUUUACUGACCCUUGGCAUGAAAUGAUGCGAAUGGGAUGUACUUAUUUCAUGCACGCACCCUUGAAAUUCGAAAGCGUGGAAGAGAUCCUCUCUUGUUGCUCAAAAGUAGGGCUAAAAACACUGAGGCGCCUUGAAAAAAGAAACGCCUUCUUCACACCGGAAAUUUCCUUAGAUAUCUUUUCCAAGCUACCUAUUGAGAUUGCUCACUUGUUGCUAUCUUCGCUUCCGUCUGUUGAUGUCUGCCACCUGCGCUUAGCAUCCCGAGCGAUUGCUGACAGAUCCCUGACAAAAAACUUGCCACAAUUCUUUUGGAAAAGUCGGUUCCUACCUGAGCUCGAGAUGGGGUUCGCCCUGCCUGAAAACAUUCGCAAAUGCGAGGACUGGCGUGAGCUUUAUUUCCUCCUCAGACAUGAACUAGGUGUCCACCGGGGAUGCGGACGUGUAUCAAAUCGAAGAAGAGUAUGGCAAAGAAUUGGCAAGAAUACCGAGGCCUAUGAGCUGUAUGUACAAGACAUUUGCCUACAGGGUGUGUCAAUGUCUUGGGAUGAUGCUAGGCAGUUUACAGGGACUGGAAAGACUCGACCCGGUAAGCUUAUCAGAACAGAAAUUAUGGAUCAAUACGAUAAACACGUGUAUACCGGCAGUCGUGAACUAUACACUAGGCGUCUUCUGCUUCGGUCAAUGCCUCAAAAAAUCCGCUCAGUUGGUAUUUCUACCUGCAUUUUCAACUCGAGAUUGUACAUCUCGGGUCUUCGCUUGCUCACCCAGGAUGGUGACAAUUCUGCAAUGCUUGUAUCUCACUCUCUAGGUCGUGUGGUAACGUCUACUGAGCAUCAGUUACAACUUUUGCCAAAGGAGAGCUUCGCUGGAUUUGAAUUGGCAACUUGCGAAACCGGAAUUGUCGGUAUGCGACUAAUCGUGGAGGUUGGCUCUCGCAGAUAUCCUUCUGCAUGGGUAGGGAGAGAUGGAAGUAUAGACCGAGACAUCGCAUUCGGAUAUUUGCCUGUGGAAAAUGAUCAAUAUUUUAUCGACUUGGCUGCUGGUUUUGAUGCUUUCAAGAUGAUUGCGCUUGCGAUGGUUGAGACCCAGAGCUUCUUCGACAUACCCGAUGCUCAUACAUCAGCCCCAGAAAGCCUUGAUAUGAAAGGUCUCAUUCUGCAACCACUAUGGAUGCCAUGCCAGCCCGCAAAAACGGUCCUGCUUGUCCCCCAACCUGUCUUUCCUAGCCGUCAAAAAUAUAAUGUAAUCCUGAAUAUUGAUUUUGGGUCGACUGGGGUUUAUAAUUUGGACAAGCUCACGCGAAUAGUUGCACAUCUGGGCGACAGCCAGCCUGUAUUCACCGGCCUAAUGUUUGAAUAUGAUCUAAAUGAACCGUGUCUACUAUUUGGAAAACGAAGUGACAUUGAGAUUUCUUUCCUUAUUGACGGGCCCGGAGGCGAAAGAAUCUCGCGAGUUACAUGUGAACAACCCGAUCAUGAGAAAGCUUCUUUUUGGACAGGCAUUUGGUCUAUUGAGUUCUAUACCAAUUUUAGAAGACAUAUCAAACUUAAGCCCAGUGGGCCUCCAUCGGUUCCUGAAGGCUCGCCAUCUUUGGACCAGUUGUUCACCAAACACACACUGCUAGCCCCAGAAGGGCAGGUUAUAACGGGACUCACGUCAAUUAUAGAUGUCAGGAGGAAUGGCUUCCAAACCCUUGGGUUGCAGUGCAGUCGUCUAUCAAAAGCACAGACUGGUGAUCGAAAAAUCAUUAAAAAUGCUCUUAAAUCUGCCGCUGAAAUAUGUCUCUCAGAUGAUAUCACUUCCUUAGGGGACAGGGGACAUAGGCAUUGCGUGGGCUAUACACACGCUUCUCUGGAUAAUGUCAAGUGUAUUCGCUUCUCGUCUGGAAUACUGACCCAUCCUCGAGAACCAAAAGAAAUAUCAGGACUAUGGCUGGAGUAUUUUGACUCGCGGCCCUCUGAAAUUGUAGGCCAAUGGUUCAAAGAAGUUGAUUCGAUGUGCCUCCAACCGGGCGAGAAGGUCAUCGAAUUAUCCAUAAAAUUAGUCACGCAUCCAAGAUACAUUUCCAUCAGUGAUACUAUUAGGGUUGUGAGUGUGUCGAUUUUGACAUCUCACAUGCAGUCAAAGACAGCCCAAACAAUGGAAUCCACCCCCAGUGAGGGAUACAUCCAAAUGAAAGCCCGGUCAAACAGACUUGAAGAACUGUCUGGGCUUGCUUGGGUGUUCAAUACUAAACAUGAUCACCCUCGAGUUGUACUGUCCUCAACCACAGACCUGGAACACAUUUCGCUCUGGGACCCAACUAUAUCUUGUGAAAAGCCUCAACUAAGGGCCCCGGAGAGAGUCUUAUGGCAAGAGGCUGACCAAAAUGGCCAACCUGAUCCGGUUGUCAGCGUCUCCGCACGUCGAAGUUUCAUCUACACCGUCAAAUACAUCACAGGUCUAGUAUUCACCUACAGAUCCGGUGCUACCCGCACUAUUGGUUUAACGGAUGGAGACGCCGGUCGGGAAGUGUCACUGGAAGAUUAUAAGAAGCUUUCCAACCUGAACCUUACCCAAGGUGAGCGUGGUCUGCUGGAAGUAUCCUUUGGCUUCCCGGGUUUGACCGGUGAAGAUUCUCGUACAACUUUCCACCAAUUAGCUGGUAGCGACCUGGAUAUACCGGAUGGCAGAGGCUACUUGGAACAUCAUUACAUCGAUCUUUACUCGAAACACAAAUCACAUUUGAUCGGCCUCGGCAGUGGGCGAAUCUCAUUCAACGACAUGCCGAAAAAAGAGUUACUCGGACUGUGGGGUUAUAUCAUAGAUGAUAAUCUGACCAUGGGCCUAAUAUACUCUGACAAACCUCGAUCAGAUAUGGCCUCUUAAAGACAUCAAUUCGAUCCAGAAUGAGAAUAUCUGCCGCUUAAGCUGUUUGGGAUUCAGCGAACCGAGAGAU